This is a messenger RNA of Scaptodrosophila lebanonensis, 819 nucleotides long. RefSeq names its product farnesol dehydrogenase. Bases 1 to 756 code for a protein of 251 amino acids. The record is from RefSeq and is a predicted model, not a curated record. Gene Ontology annotation, molecular function: oxidoreductase activity. NCBI's taxonomy places the organism in Eukaryota, Metazoa, Arthropoda, Insecta, Diptera, Drosophilidae. The transcript has 2 exons.
AUGGAACGUUGGCACAACAAAAUCGCAGUGGUAACAGGUGCCAGCGGUGGAAUUGGUGCUGCCUGUGCUCGUGCAAUGGUAGGGGCAGGAUUACGUGUUGUGGGCUUGGCACGUCGGGAGGCCAAGCUCAAGGAGUUACGGGACAGCCUACCGAAAAAUUUGCAAUCAAAUUUCAUACCGCGUCGCUGUGACGUAUCUAAGGAGGACCAGGUGCAGAACUCAUUCGAUUGGAUCGAACGUGAAUUUGGAGGCACGGAUGUGCUUUUAAACAAUGCGGGCAUAACCCGUGAAACAGAGCUUGUGGCUCCCGGAAAUACCCAAAAGCUGCGAGAGGUUAUUGACACCAAUGUCAUGGGGGUGUUAUGGUGUACACGAGAAGCAUUUAAUAACAUGAUUAAACGUGAUGCAGAGGGUCAUGUGCUUAUCAUCAAUAGCAUUGCGGGUCACCAAGUAUUAAACUUUAUUGAUAUAUUGCCCUCUUUCAACAUUUAUCCGGCUACGAAAUUUGCUAUUACGGCCAUAACCGAGACAUACCGACAGGAGUUCCAGGUGCACAAGAGCAAGGUUCGUGUGACUGCUAUCUGCCCGGGGGCAACCAACACCAACAUUUUUCCAGAGGAAAUACACUUCUAUGUGAAGGAUAUGGAACGCUUGGAACCAGCAAAUAUUGCCGACGCGGUGAUGUAUGCCUUGCGCACGCCUCCUCAUGUUCAGGUUCAUGAGAUAACCGUGAAACCUAUGGGCGAAAUGUUUUAAUAAACCAACAAAUUAAUAUUUGAAUGUUUCAUUGUUUAUUCGUUAGCGGAAUCAAGCAACUUG